Molecule: messenger RNA, 750 nt
Organism: Asterias rubens (European starfish)
Lineage: Eukaryota; Metazoa; Echinodermata; Asteroidea; Forcipulatida; Asteriidae
Product: tctex1 domain-containing protein 1-like
Exons: 1
Coding region: 1-750 (249 amino acids)
Biological process (GO): microtubule-based movement
Cellular component (GO): cytoplasmic dynein complex; cytoplasm
Molecular function (GO): dynein intermediate chain binding
Source: RefSeq, a predicted model, not a curated record
AUGGCAGAAGCCUCUCAGAGCAGCUUUGCGACCAGGUCGUCUCGAUCGUCAUCGUUUUGGAGUCAAGUAUCCGGCUCGACAAACCAACUUAAUAGAGAUAGCAGCAACGUCCAUGAGAAGUCAUUCGGCAGACGACAGCAGCAACCCAAACCAACCAAAUGGACAUCGACCAUCCAGGCUGCAGCGGCCGCUCUGUCGGGCCGUGGGACUGGCGGGGAGGCGACCUCAGUCCGGCCAGCUCGACCGGACAGCUCGAACAGCACCAGAUCCAGAAAGGAUACUUUAUACUUUGGCCGAGACAUCUCGACCUCCAUGUGGUGGCGAUUUCGACGGGGCGGAGAGGACGAGGACACCCGUCGGUUCAUCGACAAGAGUGACGAGGCCCCGCCCCGGUACGAGAACUCAUUUCGUAUGGAUCCUCAACCAGGCUGUAAAUUCCAACCAGAGAGGGUUGAGGAAAUCAUGACUAAAGUCUUGGAAGAUGAAUUCACUAGAGUGACAUAUCGACCUGAAAACGGUCCUGAAAUUGUGAAGAGACUAGCAGAUAAUAUUAAAACAAGAGUCAAACUUCUCCAGUAUGAACGUUACCGACUCGUAGUCUUGAUUCAGGUCGGCCAGAUUGAAGGACUUGAGAUGAUGAUUAAUAACCGCUGUGUUUGGAAUACUGAAACCGACUGUUAUGCCACGGCUACAUUUCAAAACGGGUACAUAUACGCCAUCGCAACGACGUACGGAAUAUAUUUAGACUAG